CGGUCGGUCGGUUCUUUCUGCCAACAUUUCAACUCCAGCUCCAGCUUUUCGCCCACCAAAAAUGAAUUUGGUUUGGGUUGUUUUCCUCGUUUUUCUCCCGGCGUUUGAGACGACGAACAGAACAGCUUGCUUGCCUGAAGUGUCCAUCCGCGAAUUUGUUAAAUUCUGGGAAAAACACGAGGAGGAAUGGAACAGGUGCCAAGGGGGCCAGUGUCAAGAAGAGGAAAAACGCUCGCGAAAUGACUCUAAAUGCGACGUCCAGGAAAUCAAGCUUCAGGUGGAAACAAGCCUCAAUAAUUUCAAAGAUGAGAUGAGGCAACUGGUGCACAAUCUGACGAACAAGUUCCAGCAUUCAAUUGAAAAGAACGUCACUUGUCUUGAAAAAUAUAAGCAGGACGUGGUGACUCUUGGAAACGGAAAAAGCUAUCAUUUCUCAACAGAAAAGAAAAAUUGGUAUGUAGCGAAGGAUUAUUGCGUGGCGAAGGGCAUGCGUUUGGCGUCCCCGAAGACCCAAGAAGAACUAGAUGUCCUGCUUGGAAAAUUAAACGAAUAUGUUGAACAUGGUGUUUUCUGGUUGUCGGCGUCGGACGUUGGGCGGAAAGGAAUCGAAUUCCGGUGGCUAGACGGGGAAGUUCUUCCUGUCAGCAGCUCCUUGUGGGACAAAGAGAGGAAGCAACCGCACUAUUUUGGCAAGGGCCAAGAAGCCUGCGCUAUGAUUUCAAAGUUUACUGAUACUAACAAGUUGCUCGACCAUGAAUGCAGGACCACGUCAGUAGCUGGCACUUUGUGUGAGGCAGUCGAUUGCGUCUGAAGAUAGAACUUCUAGUUCCUUUAAAUCCUGUACCUCCAAAUAAACCAUAAAUAUGCAUUUUA
This is a messenger RNA of Cloeon dipterum, 873 nucleotides long. RefSeq lists its product as uncharacterized. The coding region runs from base 62 to 811 and encodes 249 amino acids. Gene Ontology annotation, molecular function: carbohydrate binding. Gene Ontology annotation, biological process: biological process involved in interspecies interaction between organisms. The transcript is spliced from 9 exons. The record is from RefSeq and is a predicted model, not a curated record. Lineage: Eukaryota; Metazoa; Arthropoda; Insecta; Ephemeroptera; Baetidae. Gene Ontology annotation, cellular component: external side of plasma membrane.